Messenger RNA from Rhodamnia argentea, 3649 nucleotides. RefSeq names its product subtilisin-like protease SBT1.7. The coding region runs from base 208 to 2505 and encodes 765 amino acids. The transcript has 2 exons. The record is from RefSeq and is a predicted model, not a curated record. Lineage: Eukaryota; Viridiplantae; Streptophyta; Magnoliopsida; Myrtales; Myrtaceae. Gene Ontology annotation, biological process: proteolysis. Gene Ontology annotation, molecular function: serine-type endopeptidase activity.
UCCUCUCUGCUUUUCCCUCAAGCAAACGCUUCACAAAAAGAGAGAGCUUCGCUUGAAUCUCCCAGAUUCAGCGAAGAAGAUGAAGCUUUAGGCUUCUGCAUAUAGUGGCUCAAGCACUUCUAGUCUCUCCCACCAAUAAAAAGGCUAGCCAUUUCAUCACUUCAUUCCUCUCUUCUUUUCCCUUCAGUAAAAGCGUCACAAAAAAAGAUGAAGCUUAGGCUUCUGCAUAAAGUGGCUGUAGCACUACUAGUUCUCUCCCUCUAUGAGGUAGCAGAAGGUACCAAGAAACCAGCUAAAACCACCUAUAUCAUCCACAUGGACAAGUCCAACAUGCCCACAACAUUUGCUGAUCAUUUAGAAUGGUAUGAUUCUUCACUGAAAUCGGUAUCGGACAGAGCAGACAUGCUGUACACCUACAACAAUGCGCUCCACGGCUUCUCCGCGAGGCUCACAGCCAAGGAAGCGGAGUUACUCGGGAAGCAACCCGGAAUUCUAUCGGUCAUGCCAGAAGAGAGAUAUGAACUUCACACCACUCGGACGCCGGAGUUUCUAGGACUGGAAAAGAGCGAAGCUCUCUACCCCGAGUCCAACCUGGCGAGUGACGUGAUUGUCGGAGUGCUUGACACUGGCGUGUGGCCUGAGCUGAAAAGCUACGAUGACACUGGACUCGGUCCGGUGCCCAGUACCUGGAAAGGUUCCUGCGAGGUGGGGAAGAACUUCAAUUCAUCUAGCUGCAAUAAGAAACUCAUUGGCGCGAGGUUCUUUUCAAAAGGGUAUGAAGCAGCAUUUGGACCGAUAGAUGAAUCCACAGAAUCGAAAUCACCCCGAGAUGAUGAUGGGCAUGGGACCCACACCUCUACUACUGUGGCCGGUUCGGCCGUACCUGAGGCCAGCCUCUUUGGUUUUGCUUCUGGAAUUGCACGGGGCAUGGCCACACGAGCCCGUGUAGCCGCCUAUAAAGUGUGUUGGCUAGGUGGAUGCUUUGGAUCAGACAUAAUGGCAGCCAUGGACAAGGCCGUCGAAGACGGCGUAAACGUCAUGUCCAUGUCCAUUGGGGGUGGCACAUCCGACUACUACAGAGAUACCAUCUCCAUUGGAGCUUUCAACGCAAUGGCACAGGGAAUCCUUGUGUCGUGCUCUGCCGGGAAUGGUGGACCUAGCUCCAAGAGUGUGGGGAACGUAGCUCCUUGGAUAACCACAGUAGGAGCCGGUACUUUGGACCGUGAUUUUCCGGCCUAUGUCACUCUUGGCAAUGGCAAGAACUACCGAGGCGCGUCACUUUACAGUGGGAAGUCAUUAUCUGGUCCAAUUCCACUCGUGUUCGCAGGUAACGCAAGCAACUCCUCUAGUGGUGAAUUAUGCUUUAGUGGUAGCUUGGUUGCAAACAAAGUUGCAGGGAAAAUAGUGGUCUGCGACAGAGGAGGGAACUCGAGGGCACAAAAGGGUGUGGUAGUGAAGAAUGCGGGCGGGGUGGGAAUGAUUCUUACCAACACGGAGUACUAUGGUGAAGAGCUAGUUGCUGAUGCACAUCUCUUGCCCUCGGCAGCUGUAGGACAAAAAGCAGGGAUUGAGAUAAAAAAGUACAUCUUCUCAGAUCCAAGUCCAACAGCAACCAUUGCUUCCGGAGGCACAGAAGUUGAUGUCCAACCUUCACCAGUGGUAGCAUCAUUCAGUUCCCGUGGUCCUAACCCGCUCAAUCCUCAGAUUCUCAAACCAGACCUCAUAGCACCUGGUGUGAACAUCCUCGCAGGGUGGACGGGUGCUUUGGGCCCAACUGGCCUGGACAGUGAUAAGAGGCACGUGAAUUUCAACAUAAUCUCCGGCACGUCAAUGUCUUGCCCGCAUGUAAGUGGGUUGGCAGCCCGCCUGAAGGCUGCUCACUGGGAAUGGAGCCCCGCGGCCAUCAGAUCAGCACUCAUGACAACAGCCUACACAAAGUACAAAAAUGGUGAAACAAUUGAAGAUGUUGCCACUGGGAGUUCAUCAACCCCUUUCGAUUAUGGGGCCGGACAUGUUGAUCCAAUGGCAGCCCUUGACCCUGGGUUGGUCUAUGAUACAACCGUAGAUGACUAUCUCCGCUUCCUCUGUGCCCUAAACUACACCUCAGACCUGAUCAAGCGCUCCACAAACAGAGAGUUCACCUGCGACUCAAGCAAGAAGUAUAAUGUGGAAGAUCUUAACUACCCAUCAUUCGCAGUUCCCAUGGAAACGGCUUCUAGCAAAACAGGUGGGGUUGGUGCUUCAAGCACAGUAAAAUACACAAGGACUCUAACAAAUGUUGGUAGUCCCGGCACCUACAAGGUGUCAGUUUCUUCACAGAUCCCAUCAGUCAAGAUCUUGGUUGAACCCGAAUCGCUGACUUUCAACACCAUGGGUGAGAAAGAAAGUUACACAGUCACCUUCAUUGCUGGCUCCAUGCCAUCUGGUACAACCAGCUUUGCUAGUCUUAAAUGGUCAGAUGGAAAACACAGUGUUGGAAGUCCAAUAGCUAUCAGCUGGACAUAACCAUUGUUUGAAGACAUGUUGCUAUGACUGUAAUCAAGCUCUGAGAAGGGGCGCGUGGACGUGCUUUCUCUGUCGAAAGAAUGCAUAGAAGCUGGUAUCAUGUAAGAGAGGCUGGAUAGACUAGAUUGCUACCCUUCUCUUGAGAUCAAAAUGUAGGCCAAGCGAAGACUGUAAUUGCACAGAAAAGCAUCGCUCCAAUAUCUAGCGUAUUUAAGAUACCUUUCAAACUUUGAAACCUGGACCUGGUUCUCCUAUAAGUACAUUAAUCGAAAUUGGCGCAUUUAGUUGUCAUCCAUUGUAUCUACAGCACUGGCAGCAUCAACAAUGUGAAAUACCAUGUUGCAAUCAAAAUUAUAUUCCCAAAUUCUUUCCCCCUCAAUUCAAAGUCAUCAGCAGACCCCCACUUCCACCUCAGAACUUGUAGAAAUAACAUAAAAGAGACCCCCUUGAUCAGAAGAAAAUGGAUGAAGAAACACUAAGACAUCCUCUCCUGAAUCAAAAUCUUGACCAGAAUCUAUUUUAAGUGCUAAUUUAUGAUGCAGUUACAACAAAAUAACGGAUCAAGAAAACAUUUACUUCCUGUAUAGCUUAAUGAGUAAAGCAAAGUAACAUUAGUAGACAACUCAAGUAGAAAAAAGGAAAGAGCAGGAUUUGUAUGGAUUAUGAGGAAUGAAAAGGAAUCUAUCGAUGUCCAUUCCAGAGAACAUUCAGUAACAAGAUACAAUAUUUCCUGAAUCACCACCCUUGAGCACUUUUGAUCUUGGGGUUUCAUUCUGCAAUUUGGGUAGCUGAGCAGGUGCAAACUACUAACUUGAAAAUGUGAUCGGAUGUUAAUAAACGAUAGCACACCACAGCUUAAAACUAACCUCUCAAAUGUUCAUAAAAAGUGUUCAAUUUUAACGAACGAAAGGACUCUGCACUAAAGGCAAGCUCUCAAAAUGUUGACCAAAUUCUCUCACAUUGAGAUUUCAGAUAAGCUUUUAAGAGCCAAGAGGAGAAUAUGGUUUUUACAAGAAAUGAUGGUCUCUUGCAAAUCUUCUCCAAAUUUCACAUCAUUACGUGCCUGCAUGUUCAUGACACUUGAAAGAGCUACUAGAUCUCAAGAAGAAGAGAAAGUUCUCAUUGGACUCAGCAUCCCACAGAA